Dunckerocampus dactyliophorus (ringed pipefish) is the source of this 3000-nucleotide messenger RNA. Its product is annotated as zinc finger protein 345-like. Gene Ontology annotation, cellular component: nucleus. Bases 357 to 2594 code for a protein of 745 amino acids. Lineage: Eukaryota; Metazoa; Chordata; Actinopteri; Syngnathiformes; Syngnathidae. The record is from RefSeq and is a predicted model, not a curated record. The transcript has 6 exons.
CUUUGGCAACCGACUGAUAAAAGUGGAAGGAGGACACUUCCGGUAACGACUUAUAUUAGCACCUGGCAGCGGAAACACCACUACAGUCUCAUGCCGACAUUUCUAUUUAUGUAAGAAGCUAAUGUUUGUUGUUCCUUUUGCUUGUUUCGGGUGUGUAUUUUAAAACCGUUAAACGCAUGGCGGAAUGACCCGGAAGUAAACACCACAGCCAUCUUGGACGUCCUUAAUGAACAAUCCAUCCUCAAAGACUGGCUCAGUUUUUACCACAGCGGGCGAUCGUCAAGUUGAAUGUAGUAGUUUAGAAUAUUACCGUAUAUUUAUCCAGGGUAGCUGCCUUCACAGUCUCGCGGCGCACCAUGGAGCGGUUGGACGACAUGGAAACUUUCCGCUGUCAGACGGCGCUCAUCAUGGAGGUGGCAGUGGAGUCGGCCGUGUGUGCCCUCCAGCAGAGCCUCGAAGAGAGACAGCAGGCUGCUGGUGGCGAUGAGCUGAAGCCUCAGCUGACCGCCAUCUUGAACAUGAUUGCAAAGGAGGCUGUUCGUAAAAUCUACAGUGUCUUCAGCGAGCUGUGUGUGAAAUUGGUGCAGGAAAAGGAGGCCUGGAAGGGCAAAGUGGAACAGCUGGAGGCUGAGCUGAGCUCAAAGGACAAGUCAAUGUCUGCUAAGAAAACAAAUAAUGGAGCUGCCAUUCUCAACAAAGCCAUAGAAUCCUCCGGGAAAGCAAUCAGCAGUCCUCAGCUGCCUCCGGUCAUCAUCAGUUCGCCCAUUGUCCUGCCCGGUGGUCCUGCCUCCUCCAUGCAGCCACCACAUCAGUCUUCAAACAACCCACAAUCUGACCAGCUUCCAGAAGUUAACCAGGAUAAAGACCAGUCCUGCAGUGUGACAUCACUUCCUGCGACGGAUGAUCAGCUGGCGUGCGAGGCGUUGGGAGGUGCUGAAGAAGAAAACUCUGAUGACGCAAUGGAGGCUGAGGAUGCAGAAGAACCAGUUGUAGUGAAAACUGAAGAGCAGAUUUUGGCUCUCGCGCAACAAGCUGCUGUCAGUGGUGUGGACCAGAAGGUGUUGGAGAGGAGGAGGAGGAGGAGGGAGCUGUAUAAGCAGAAAAGGUACUUCUGUGAGCUCUGCAACAAAGGCUACCAUCAGAAGUAUCGGAUGAAGAUGCACAUGUGCCGUCAGGUGAGGCCCUUCCCCUGCACGCUGUGCGAGAAAGGCUUCAACAAAGCCAAAACCCUGCAGAAGCACCUGCUGGACCACCAGAUGAAAGAUGCCCAGGAGCGCGACCCCGACAAGAUGCUCCCCUGUGACCAGUGUGACAGAAAGUUCAGGCUGCCACAGCAGCUCAGAACCCACCAAGCCGCCCACCGCCGGAAGAAGACACCUCUGCAGUGUGGCACCUGCGAGCGCACCUUCACCUCACUGGCCAUGCUCCGCUACCACGAAGUGACUCAUGCGGAGGUCAAGCCCUUUAAGUGCGACAUCUGCGAGAAAACCUUCCUUAGGAAGCAGUGCCUCCGUCAGCACCAGGUCGUCCACACGGACGCACAGCCCUACCCUUGCCCGAUCUGCGGCAAGAUGUUCUCCGCUCCCAGCAACCUGAGAGCCCACAAGAGGUCACACUCGGAGGACCGGCCCUUCAAGUGCAGCGAGUGCGACAAGGCCUUCAAGAAUCGCAUGGGCCUGCUGCAGCACCGAAUCGUCCACUCGGGGGAAAAACCCUUCAUGUGUCAGACCUGCGGGUCGAGAUUUGGCCAUAAGUCCAACUUCCAGAGACACCUGCGCCUCCACAGCGGAGAAAAACCUUACAGGUGCCAGAUAUGUGGUCAAGGCUUCUUGAGGUCAUGUGCUCUGAAGACCCACAUGGUAGUUCACGGCAUGCUCAAGCCGUUCAUGUGCGACCUCUGCGGGAAGACCUUCUUCUACAAUUGUCUGCUGAAGAAGCACCAGCUGAUGGUCCACGAGAACCCCAUAAAGGGCAUGGAGGGCACAAAGGGCACAACGGGCACGAAAGGCAUAAAAGCGUUCAGCUGCAAGACUUGCAUGAAGAGCUUCAUCAGCAACACCACACUGCGUGUUCACGAGAAGCUCCACGCUGAUAUCAAGGAGUUUGUGUGCAAGAUUUGCAGCAAGGGCUUCCACCUGCGCUAUCUCUACGACUACCACAUGAGGCAGCACAGUGGCGAACGGCCGUAUGUCUGCGAGAUCUGCCAGAAAGGCUUCAUGCUGUCGUCGCUGCUCAAGCAGCACACGUAUGUGCACACAGGCAUCAAGCCUCACAAAUGCCAGCAGUGCGGCAAGGCCUUCACGUCGUCAGCGAACUAUCGCCGUCACCAACGGGUUCACACGGGAGAGAAGCCUUACGAGUGCGACAUAUGCAACAGGAAGUUCAGACAGCCCAGCCAGCUGAAGUCGCACAUGCAGAUCCACACGGGCAUCAAGCGGUACUCCUGCCAGAGCUGUGGGCGGGGCUUCUCAGACUCCCGGCAGUUCAAGAAGCACAGCUGCAGCGACGCCCUGCAUAACCCGCACAAAUCCGGAAGCAAACGUAAGAAACAGAAGAAUGUUUUUCCGUGGAGUGAGGGCUUUGUGAACGAAUGAUUUGUCAUCCAAGAACUUCUCUGUGAGAGGUUUCAGUUUGAGGGAUUGGUUUGCUUGGCAUCAGGACUGAGCAUCUGGUUAAGUCAAAAAUUUUGGGAAAAUCAAAGCUGUGAUUUCAGUCCUAUAAUUACAAACACUUCAGCACUAAACCCAAUAAAAAUAUUUUUGCUAAAUGUAAGCUCUUGUCCAUUCACUGAGCUGAUACUUUCUCAGUGUACACCAGACAGUGGCAUCAUAUGUUUAUCUGUUAGUAGCUGAGCAGUAUGCUCAGGACAUCUUAAAAGUGUACUGCACGGGAUCCUACUGACUGAAAUGGCGGCCAAAGUCUACUGUGGAAGUAGUACAAGUAACACCCUUCGGUCACCCUUCUUGAAAAGGGAGACCAAUAUCUCAUUCUGCCAAUCCA